AAAGCUGGGGAGUUCGCCCGGCGCAAAAACACACUGUCUUCUUCUUCCUCUCAUCGAUCUCUCUCUCGCCCUACUCGAUCGCCUCGACAACGACAGAUGCCCCCCCAGCCUUUGAUCAAUUUCUAAAGAAAAAAUAUUUAGGGAGGCUUAGAUUAGACUUUUUUAGCAUUUUCCCCCCCAACCACUGAAGAUUUUUGUUUUCCCCCCAGUGAUCUUCGGCAAGCUCCGCCACUAAAAGGGCAUGCUGCCCAACGGCCUCACGGUUGCCGUGAAACGCCUCCACCCCGGCCAAGACGACAGGACCUCUCAGGAGCAGUUCAUGGCGAAGGUGGGCACCAUCGCGCGGACAGACCACAUCAACCUCGUCAAGCUCUUCGGUUUCUGCUACGACGCCGACGUGCGCGCGCUGGUGUACGAGUUCACGGAGCACGGCGCGCUCGACUCCUACCUCUUCGACCAGAGCCGCGAUGUCGGCUUCGAGACGGCGCGCGCCAUCGCCGUUGCCGUCGCCAGCGGGCUCUGGUGCCUCCAUGAGGAGUGCCCGCAGAAGAUCGUGCAUUGCGACAUCAAGCCCGGCAACGUCCUCCUCAACGGUGGCCUCACGCCCAAGGUGGCCAACUUCGGCCUCGCGCAGCUGCUGAACCGGGCCGACACGCACAAGACUGUCUCCGGGAUGCGCGACGCGCCCGGGUAUGCCGCGCCGGAGAUGUGGAUGCAGGCCGGCGCCACCGAGAAGUGCGAUGUCUACAGCUUUGGCAUCCUCCUCUUCGAGAUCCUCGGCCGGAGGAGAAACUUCGAUGAGGCCGCGCCAGAGAGCCAGCAGUGGUUCCCAAAGCUGGCGUGGGCAAAGUACGAGAGCGGCAACCUAAUGGAAGUUGUGGAGAAAUGUGACGGCGCGGGGGAGCAAGACGAGAAGGCCCCGGAACCACCCCCACCGCCGGUCUCCCACCGCUCCGGCCAUCCUUUUAGCCCCCGCCAUACUAAGUUUUUUCUCCGACGAAUCCUCUCACCAUCGCCCCCCACCAUUGCCCCACCCUAA
Messenger RNA from Triticum aestivum (bread wheat), 1039 nucleotides. RefSeq names its product G-type lectin S-receptor-like serine/threonine-protein kinase At1g34300. Gene Ontology annotation, biological process: protein phosphorylation. The record is from RefSeq and is a predicted model, not a curated record. Gene Ontology annotation, molecular function: ATP binding; protein kinase activity. The transcript has 2 exons. NCBI's taxonomy places the organism in Eukaryota, Viridiplantae, Streptophyta, Magnoliopsida, Poales, Poaceae. The coding region runs from base 242 to 1039 and encodes 265 amino acids.